AUCAUGCUAGCAGGAUCCAUGGAGGUAGGAACGAUUCUCACUGCCAAUAUUUACGAAAGUUGGCUUGUAGACAAGUAGUAGAUCGUCAUAAAUCAGUAGAAAGUUAUGGCGUAAUAAAUGACCCACCUUCUCGCAAUUGUUUGAAGGUAUCUCUAAAGGACCAG
Funneliformis geosporum is the source of this 164-nucleotide messenger RNA. The record is from the annotation of a GenBank genome assembly. Lineage: Eukaryota; Fungi; Glomeromycota; Glomeromycetes; Glomerales; Glomeraceae.